Molecule: messenger RNA, 920 nt
Organism: Aegilops tauschii subsp. strangulata
Lineage: Eukaryota; Viridiplantae; Streptophyta; Magnoliopsida; Poales; Poaceae
Product: sphinganine C4-monooxygenase 1-like
Biological process (GO): lipid biosynthetic process
Molecular function (GO): oxidoreductase activity; iron ion binding
Source: RefSeq, a predicted model, not a curated record
CGAGAAGAUCGCCGGGUCGCCGACGCCGGCACCGGCGCCGCACCCGCCAUGGCCGUCAUCUGCUGCCAGUUCGUGGCUGCCAUGGUGGUCCUCGACACGUGGCAGUACGGGUGGCACCGCCUGAUGCACAGCAGCGGCCUGCUGUACCGCCACGUCCACUCGUGGCACCACAGGCUGGUGGCGCCGUACGCCUACGCCGCCCAGUACAACCACCCGCUGGAGGGCCUCGUACUGGACACGGCCGGCGGCGCGCUGGCGCUGGCCGUGACGGGGAUGGCGCCCCUGACGGCUGCCGCCUUCUUCUCGUUCGCGACUCUCAAGGCCGUCGACGACCACUCCGGCGUGCUUGUCCCGGGCAACCCGCUGCAUCUCCUGUUCCGCAACAACACGGCCUACCACGACGUCCACCACCAGGUCCGUGGUGGCCGCUGCAACUACGCGCAGCUGUUCUUUGUGGCGUGGGACAAGCUGAUGGGCACGUACGUCCCUUACGAGGUCGUCAGAGCUCGGCACGGCGGACUGGAGGCCGUGCCGUUGAAGAAGAAGAAGAAGGCCUGACGGACGGUGCCAGGACAUGAUCUUCGUCAGGUCGCUGGAGCGUGAGUCAACCACAACACUAGGCAGGCACCUUUUCAGUUGCAAGGAUCAUGUCAUUAUGUCAAGUCCGUCAACGUCCGUGUGAUAGUAGUAGUAAGUGCUCGUGAAUCGUGACCCGGACCGGUUUGUAACAACGAUUACUUUUGUCUGUCUCUCAGGAGUACUCCAGUUGUGAUGUGGUGCCUGGCGUCGAUCCCGACCGUGUGUAGUACUAAAUUAUGGCAGCCAAUUAGUGUUUAUUAUUGUCUAAAAAUAUUUGCAAAUGAUAAAUCCCGAACGACCGGAUUUGCCAUGACAAAUCGAACGUUUUUUAUGACAACUUU